This is a messenger RNA of Botrytis porri, 789 nucleotides long. RefSeq lists its product as uncharacterized. The record is from RefSeq and is a predicted model, not a curated record. Bases 1 to 789 code for a protein of 262 amino acids. The transcript is spliced from 2 exons. NCBI's taxonomy places the organism in Eukaryota, Fungi, Ascomycota, Leotiomycetes, Helotiales, Sclerotiniaceae.
AUGGAGAGAAAUCAUGGCGCGAAAAGGGUAUUGUCAGAGAGUUUGAGGUCGAUCUUACAAAGUGGCAUCAAUGCCGGCGUUCCAGGUGUCUCCGCUGCGAUCGCUACGCCUAAAGGCAUUACAUGGCGGGAUUCUGCUGGUUUUGCGGCCUCACAAAAGAAGAUCCCGAUCAAUGACUCAACUGCAUUUGGGAUCAGGAGUAUCACCAAAGUAUCCGUGGCGGUUGUCAUCCUCCAACUCAUCGAAGGAAACCAGGAUGAUUUAGAUGGCAUCGGUAAUGCAAAUGACGCAUCAAUUGGCGGUUUACUGAGUCAUACUGCUGGUAUCGAAAGUUGGGAAGAUGAUUUGAACUGGAUCGCUGAAGCGAGAGGUAAAAAAUUGGACCGGAAAACAAUUUGGGGCAAGAAAGGUACUUUAGAGUAUGUCAGACGACCAUCCAGGCUUGAAACUAGUCAUUUCCCUUCUUCCUAUACAAAUUACACUCUUUUGGAUUUGAUCAUUGAGAAAAUUACCGGUCACUCAGCAGAAAGCGAGAUCCGUCAAAUAAUACUCGAUCCUCUGAAUUUAAUGGAUAAGAUUACAUUCCUGGAAGAGUUUGAAGAGGUUGGAUUACAAAAGGAAAAUGUAACACAUCGAUAUCAUUAUGCUACAGAUACAUUUAGCAACACUGCAAGAGUCUAUCCGAGUUUUUCCGGGUAUAAGUGGAAGGGACUAGAUCUUAUUGAUGCAAGUGAGUCAAAUCUAUCAGUAGAAUGGGUAGCCGGUGGGACUGAUCUCCUCAACCCGUGA